AUUAUUAAUACAUAAAAUUAAAACCAAUUUCAAUCAUUUCACACCCCAUACUAUGCGUUAUUGAAACUAGUAGAAUGUUUCAAUUCAAUCAGAGUUUCUGUAGACAAACUUAACGACUAUAAUUUUUAGAUCAAGUCACGAAAAUAUUCCUCUCAAUGGCUCUGUGUCGUUUCGCUUGGUACAAACUACCAUUUUUCGCCGUUAUACACGCACUAUUCUGGCUGCCAACCACGUAUCUGAUCGCGAUUUCCAAUGACCAUAUUUCACCAGUCGUACCAUAUGUAAGCGCACUUGGUAUCUAUCCACCGGAAAAAUACAUGUUCAUGAUUCUAAUGUCAAGUUAUGGAAUAAUGGCUACGUUGAGUCAAUGGAUUUGGUGUUGGGAAGCUGGAGUUCAAAUAAGAAAAAUGAGAAGAUCCAUAAUACUUCAUUUUCUAUGUUUAGUUGUUGUGGUAUUUAUGACGAUAGCUGGGAUGUGCAUAGUCGGACUUUCUUUUAUUAACACAAAAGAAAACAAUGCUGAACAUUAUCAUUUGACUUUAUUGAAUUUUAUUUGUCAUGUUAUUGCAAUUCCUUGUGGAGCAGUUGUAAUCGCCUGUAUUUCAAACAAAUGGAUAUUAUAUUGUUUUGGAAGACUAUUUGUUGUUAGUCAAAUGGUACUGGCAUCUGCUUCAUUUGUACAUUUCAAUAUGAUUGGACUUAAAGUUUUAAAAGCGAAAGAUUUCUUCUAUAUCAAACCUUAUGAAUCGGGUUAUAUUGAAUUUGUAUGGAGUGCAGUAAGCGAAUGGUGCGUUGUUUUGGGUUGUGCAGAAUUAACAUUUAUUAUAGCUUUGGAACUUCGAGAUUUUCAAAAAUCGGUUAUGAAUUUACAAAGAAGUUCCAAUUUAAAUGUGUAGUCGGUUUAAAAGGAAAAGAUCCAAAAUGUAAAAAAUAUAUUUUUUAGAUUAUUUUAAAAGAUCAUUGAAUGAAAAUAGUACAAAGAUCUAGGAUUUCUGAUUGAACAUAUUGUACAUAUAACUGACUAUUUAAAAUUACUUAGCUGAAAUUUAUAAACUUGAUAAAAGUUAGAAAUUGUGUUUUCGGUUAUUCAUAUAUUGAUUUUAUCAACACUGUGUCAGAUGUUUUCUAUGGAGAUGUUAUUUGUAUAUGGUAUCUUAAUAUAACAUUCUAGUUAUCAAGAUAUUUUGAUGACAAUAACUUGUACAGUAUUCAAAGCUUAUUUAUUGAACAAAUAAAAGAAAUAUUUCUAAUAAAUUGUGUUUAUAUCUGUUAUAACUUGUGACCGCCGAUUAGGGAGCAGUGACUUAUCGAUCGUAUAAAUGACGCGUAAAACACGUGCGAGCAGUCUAGAGUUCUGAUUGGUCCUGCUUCCUGACUAGCCCAGCCAGUUAAGUCCAGAACACAAGUUUCAGCCUCUGUGAUAUGAAUAAUGUAUUUCAAACAUACUCUGUUUAUACAGCAAUCAAACAGACUACAUCGUACCAUAAAAUAGAAAAUAACAUUUGUACAAUAUUUGGCCAACAGGAAAAUGACACGUGAAAUAAAUAUUGACCAAUAGGAAAAUGACACCAUGUCACGUCCAAGGAUAGCAUUAGACUUAACAGGAUGAUUUUUGGGAUAUAUUUCUGAAUAUCCCAACAAUAUCUCAAUAAUUUAUAGGAUAUUCUUUAAUGUCGGAUUGUUUGAUGAUAU
Messenger RNA from Schistosoma haematobium, 1692 nucleotides. Its product is annotated as DNA-damage regulated autophagy modulator 2. The record is from RefSeq and is a predicted model, not a curated record. The transcript has 8 exons. The coding region runs from base 156 to 896 and encodes 246 amino acids. Lineage: Eukaryota; Metazoa; Platyhelminthes; Trematoda; Strigeidida; Schistosomatidae.